CCGAGUCGAGCUUCAUCGCGUCGCUCAAGCAGCGCAGCGUUGUGCCCGAGGAACGCACGGUAAGGAUAUCCGGUGAAAUUAAACUGGUGCGGACACUCUCGCAGCUGGUCGGCUCCGAGCACAGCUUCAUCGAGGAAGAAGGCGCCCAGGGAGAGGAGGCGGGCGAAGCCCCAGUGGAGACGCAGGUGGGAGACACGCUGUCCUACAUGGACUUUCCCAGCACUAUCGGCACCGACACCAAGCUGGACGCCGAGCUCAGGCAUCCGGUACGCAGCGCCGAGACCGUGGGCGAGGGCAAGACAGAGGACGCUCUGGUUGUAACGAGGCUCCAAGGAGAAGCGACCGUCGCUCCGACGACCAUGGAAUCAAGUGUAGGUGAGCCCCAAAUUGCAAAAGCAGUUUCCGAUUUAGAGCGCGACAAAAAACCCGUGCUCGCUAGCGCCGACGAGGUCACGGUGUAUACGUCGUUCUCCGAUUCGUCUGCGCCCAAGCAGGAACCAGAGCUAGCCAAGUUGCCUUUCCCGAGCGAAGGCGCCGAAGAAGAGAUGGUCAGACUCGCUGCCCCCGGCACCUCCCGGCAGGAUGUCAUCAAAUCCGUGGAGGAGGCGCAUAGACCGCUGCCCUUCAAGACUCCCGAAGAAACAACCGCUGGUUCUGAAGUCGAGGACACCCUCGUCGAAAGAGCAGGACUCCAUAAGCAAGUCGAGGAGUUGUCAUCGAAGGCACUGACGCACGCUGAGACUGUCGAGCCUCGCGGAGACUGGGAAGGGCCCGCCGGGCAAAAGCCUGAAGCGGACACGGUGCUCACUAAGCAGCCUCCGAAGAGGCGCGUCAGCACGCAGGUGUCUGAAAGCCAGGCAUCAGAGUGGCGCAUCGUUGAACGCCCUGUGCCGUUUGGGAGCGAGAACCAACAAGUACGAACGAGGGACGAUCAGGCUUUGCGGGCGACCGAAGACCACAUUACAGUGGUUGGGCCGACAAUUGCAGAGAUCCUAAUAGAAGCUGAGGUAUCGGUCAAAUCUGCGGGGGAAGAACUUCCGGCCGCGAAAGAACGACAUGCCGCUCAAGAAUACGAAAGCCGACAACUAGCUGAACCUUUGCCAACGUAUGUCGCACCGAGACAAGCUCCAGAAAUAGAAGUAACGAUUGCGGAAAUGGAAACAGCAGCUACCGAAGCAAAGACAGCUGAAGUAGCGAAGAGAGAAGAACCAUUGCCUCCUACAGUCCCUGAGCCUCGCGAACCCUACAUCGAAUCAUUUGCUCCUCAGGCACCUCUUACGGAAGCUCAAGAGUUAACACAACGACUUUCAGAGCAAAACGUGCUGCUCCGUAAGGCCGGGGUAGAGGAAAAAGUGUCAGAGAAAGAAGCAAUACCACAGGCAGACACUGCCCUGCCAGUUCGCCGCCGUUCUUCAGUCCUGCCUCUAACAGAAUCGACUGCACCAGGGUAUCGCAGAAAGUCGUCAGAUAUAGAGGCCGGAGAGGGCGCUCAAAAAGAGCCAUCAUACAUAGAAACCUCGCCAGCUCUCGAGUCCUUCCAACAAGAAGCCCUACCAAUUCCUUCUUACGAAGAGACUACGCCGUACAUAGAAUCGUUUGCCCCUGAAGCUCUUCUUGAAGCAGAUCAGGAAUUGAAGCGAAAACGUUCAGAAGCUAAUGUGGUCUACCACGAAGCCGGGGCUCAAGAAAAGAUUACUAAGGCCGAACCACCACCUCCUUCACUCACCACAUUGAAAGCGAGACGCCAUUCCUCAAUCACGCCACCAACAGCUGCGCUUGUGCCAGGGUACCGCAGAAAAUCUUCGGCUAGAGAAGCAGCAGAAGCCGCUAAAAAAGAACCAUCUUACAUCGAAACCUCGCCAGCUCUCGAGUCCUUCCCACAAGAAGCCCCACCCAUUCCUUCUUACAAAGAAACUACACCCUACAUCGAAUCAUUUGCUCCUCAGGCACUUCUUACGGAAGCAGACACUGCAAUGCCAGUUCGCCGCCAUUCUUCAGUCCUGCCUCUAACACAAUGGAUUGUACCAGGAUAUCGCAGAAAAUCGUCAGAUAUACAGGCCGGAGAGGCCGCUCAAAAAGAGCCAUCGUACAUAGAAACCUCGCCAGCUCUCGAGUCCUUCCCACAAGAAGCCCCACCCAUUCCUUCUUACGAAGAGACUACGCCCUACAUAGAAUCUUUUGCUCCUGAAGCUCUUCUUAAAGCAGAUCAGGAAUUGAAGCGAAAACGUUCAGAAGCUAAAGUGGUCCACCACGAAGUCGGGGGUGAAAAAGAGAUUACAAAGGUCGAACCACGGCCUCCUUCACUCGCCACAUUGAAAGCAAGGCGCCAUUCCUCAAUCACGCCUCCAACAGCUGCGCUUGUGCCAGGGUACCGCAGAAGAUCUUCGGCUAGAGAAGCAGCAGAAGCCGCUAAAGAAGAACCAUCUUACAUCGAAACCUCGCCAGCUCUCGAGUCCUUCCCACAAGAAGCCCCACCCAUUCCUUCUUACGAAGAGACUACGCCGUACAUAGAAUCGUUUGCUCCUGAAGCUCUUUUUAAAGCAGAUCAGGAAUUGAAGCGAAAAGGUUCAGAAGCUGAAGUGGUCCACCACGAAGUCGGGGCUGAAAAAGAGAUUCCAAAGGUCGAACCACGGCCUCCUUCAGUCGCCACAUUGAAAGCAAGGCGCCAUUCCUCAAUCACGCCUCCAACAGCUGCGCUUGUGCCAGGGUACCGCAGAAGAUCUUCGGCUAGAGAAGCAGCAGAAGCCGCUAAAGAAGAACCAUCUUACAUCGAAACCUCGCCAGCUCUCGAGUCCUUCCCACAAGAAGCCCCACCCAUUCCUUCUUACGAAGAGACUACGCCGUACAUAGAAUCGUUUGCUCCUGAAGCUCUUUUUAAAGCAGAUCAGGAAUUGAAGCGAAAAGGUUCAGAAGCUGAAGUGGUCCACCACGAAGUCGGGGCUGAAAAAGAGAUUCCAAAGGUCGAACCACGGCCUCCUUCACUCGCCACAUUGAAAGCAAGGCGCCAUUCCUCAAUCACGCCUCCAACAGCUGCGCUUGUGCCAGGGUACCGCAGAAGAUCUUCGGCUAGAGAAGCAGCAGAAGCCGCUAAAGAAGAACCAUCAUACAUCGAAACCACGCCAGCUCUCGAGUCCUUCCCACAAGAAGCCCCACCCAUUCCUUCUUACAAAGAAACUACACCCUACAUCGAAUCAUUUGCUCCUCAGGCACUUCUUACGGAAGCAGACACCGCAAUGCCAGUUCGCCGCCGUUCUUCAGUCCUGCCUCUAACAGAAUGGAUUGUACCAGAAUAUCACAGAAAAUCGUCAGAUGUAGAGGCCAGAGAGGCCGCUCAAAAAGAGCCAUCGUACAUAGAAACCUCGCCAGCUCUCGAGUCCUUCCCACAAGAAGCCCCACCCAUUCCUUCUUACGAAGAGACUACGCCCUACAUAGAAUCUUUUGCUCCUGAAGCUCUUCUUAAAGCAGAUCAGGAAUUGAAGCGAAAAGGUUCAGAAGCUGAAGUGGUCCACCACGAAGUCGGGGCUGGAAAAGAGAUUACAAAGGUCGAACCACGGCCUCCUUCACUCGCCACAUUGAAAGCAAGGCGCCAUUCCUCAAUCACGCCUCCAACAGCUGCGCUUGUGCCAGGGUACCGCAGAAGAUCUUCGGCUAGAGAAGCAGCAGAAGCCGCUAAAGAAGAACCAUCUUACAUCGAAACCUCGCCAGCUCUCGAGUCCUUCCCACAAGAAGCCCCACCCAUUCCUUCUUACGAAGAGACUACGCCGUACAUAGAAUCGUUUGCUCCUGAAGCUCUUCUUAAAGCAGAUCAGGAAUUGAAGCGAAAAGGUUCAGAAGCUGAAGUGGUCCACCACGAAGUCGGGGCUGAAAAAGAGAUUACAAAGGUCGAACCACGGCCUCCUUCACUCGCCACAUUGAAAGCAAGGCGCCAUUCCUCAAUCACGCCUCCAACAGCUGCGCUUGUGCCAGGGUACCGCAGAAGAUCUUCGGCUAGAGAAGCAGCAGAAGCCGCUAAAAAAGAACCAUCUUACAUCGAAACCUCGCCAGCUCUCGAGUCCUUCCCACAAGAAGCCCCACCCAUUCCUUCUUACGAAGAGACUACGCCGUACAUAGAAUCGUUUGCUCCUGAAGCUCUUUUUAAAGCAGAUCAGGAAUUGAAGCGAAAACUCUCAGAAGGUAAAGUGGUCCACUACGAAGUCGGGGCGGAAAAAGAGAUUACUAAGGCCGAACCACCACCUCCUUCACUCACCACAUUGAAAGCGAGACGCCGUUCUUCAAUCAUGCCUCCGACAGCUGCGGUUGUGCCAGGGUACCGCAGGAGAUCUUCAGCCAGAGAAGCAGCAGAAGCCGCAAAAAAAGAACCAACAUACAUCGAAACCACGCCAAUCCUCCAGUCGUACCCACAAGAAGCUCCGCCUACAACUUCCUACGCGGAGACGACACCUUACAUUGAAUCGUUCCCGCCUGCGUCUUCCGUGGUCGACGCUAAAGCGCUUGGACCCCCCGUACCUGUGGAGAAAAGGCCUGCACUUGACCUGCGCAAGGUGUCUUCUGACGUUCAGGAGUGGGCUUUGAUGGAGUUAAGACCCCCGACUGGCACCGAAAUCACUGAAAAAAAAGAAACGCGGCUCGCAGUUGUUGAUCGCGGGGAGGCUGAAGGGCGUGUUUUGCCGGCCUUCAAAAUGGGAGAAUCGGCGGAAGGGUCUUUGAUUGCUCUCUCUACGUCUGCUGAGGAGAAGCCCUUCGCGGGUGGCUUAUUUUCGCACGUUUCAAUGCCGACUUCUCGCAAGCGGUCGCGACAAGUGAGCGAUGUUACGGGCCUGAAGCGCUCAGAGGGGGCCGCGAUGCAGGAAGGAGAGGAAAUCACAGUAACUGUUCGCGAUUACGAAGCUGAUCACGAAGAGCAGCCAUCAAGUGUGGGAACACAGUCUUCACAAGAAGAAGAAGAGCUCGAGAAGAGCGUGAGGAAAGAGAAGUUGGCACUGGCUCUGUAUGACGAGAAGGUGCCCACUGUUGUGCUGGAGGCGAAGAAACACGCAGAAAUGCUUGCGCCAGAAGAAGCACGUCUCAAGCCUGUGCCUCUGAAGCCGGAAGUGAAGGAAUCACAACCGUUUGCACCCGUGCCGGAGGAUGCGUCGUCCUUGGUCGAACUUGCACAGCCGCUCGUCAUCAGGCCAGAAUCUGCGAUGGUUCGAGCAGAGCAGCCGGUUUUGGCAGAUGAGCUUUUGCCAACUGCUGAGGAGGUCGUGCCUGUAGAAAGAGCUGUAGAAGAAUGGAAACCUGCAUCAGUCGUCGCCAUGAAGCCUGAGCCAGUCGAGUUGUCCGAAGGUGUUGCACGUCCUGUCGCUGAAGAAAUACCAAGGAUUCCUAGCGAAGUCGCUGAAGUCGGAGAGUUACAAGAAGAAAAGCCCAAGUUUGCGCCCAUAUCGAAACCGCCAGAGUCUGACGCCGAGCGCCCAGAACAAGACGUUUACGUGACUGUGCUCACUCCUAAACAUGAUGAACCCCUCAGAGUUCUUGCGGGGAUGCCUGUCAUCACAGAACCUACGAAAUUACCUCCUGUUGCUACGACAGAGCGAACGCAUCACAUUUCGGCACCGUGGUCAACUAGGUCGAGCGUAGCUGCCGCGGAAGAGGCUGCCAGAGGCCGUGCGGCCUGGGAGCAGGAGCUCACCAGGGCAGGUGGUACCGACCGCCGAAUCGAGCGUCUGCACGAAAAGAAGACUGCAAAAUACUCGGUCAUUAUAAAGGAUGGGCAGCCGGUGAGAAGCAUCUCCAGUUCGUUGGAGUGCACAGAACCUGUAAAAGAAGACUUCCCGGAUAGUCUGUCCUAUCAAUACGUGGCUAGCGAGGAACAGGUACUGGAGAGGAUCGUGACAGUUGACAGUACCGAGUCUAUCUCUGUGCCGGCUCAUCCGCCCUCGGACAAGCAGCCUCCCGGACCUGGUACACAGGGUGAUGCAUCAUCAGCCCAUACAGCACCACCAGGACCAGAGCGGUUUCAGCCCAAACAAAGAGAAGAGCCACGCAGCGAAGGGCCCACGUCCGAAUCAGAAUUUAAACCGGAAGAAGCGGCGCCAUCCACGAACGCUCCCGAGGAAAUGGUGGCGGCAUCAGUUCAAGCGGCGGUACAGGAGCAAAAAGAGGGGUCAUCUUUCGAAAUAGGUAUUCCAAUCGACGAGCAGACGGAGUUUCCUACGAUGAAAGAAGACUUAGAGAAGGAAGACCAGCAGCUCGAGGAAACGACGAGUGACGCCGGUUUUGAAGAGUUUUCUGCUGCACGCCACGUAGAAAAGGUCCCCAAAGCCAGGCCAAGUACUGUGGAGUCUUCGACAGCUUUGGAAAGUGGCGAGCAACCAUUAGCACUUGAAUAUCUUCCUGUACAGAUAGACACACACGUAUCCACGACCCCUGCACCUUCUCGAAUGCCUCUGUUAGCCCAGCUUGUUAAGGCGAAAGACGAGGCAACAUUUGAGCCUGAAGAAGAUGUACUAACGACAAAGACUUUCGAAAAAGAUUAUAUGAUCACCGUGGCGAGUCAGCGCUCUGACCAAGAAGCAACUCGUCCAUUGACUGCAGCAUCAAAGAAGGUCGCUUUUGGUACGACGGAACUGGAGCAGCUACAAUCUGACCCCGAGCUACCUCAGAUAGAACACACUCUUUCACGGACAGCUGUAGUUGAAGAAAAACCAAACCUAGAUACUGAGCUGACUGCACCGGGUGUAUUACCUCAGCAGAAAGUAAAGGACGAAAUAGGCCACGAGGAAGCUGCUGGUCAGACCGAGAUAAACGAAGCCACCGUACCGGAAAGUGAUGGCCAUCAGUUCACUCUCACUGAGCACGUCGAGCCAACGUGCCCUCCACAACCAGAGAUAGCAGUUAAAGAGGAAAUACCGGCGCUAGAAGCAUUACCUGAAAGUGACCAACCACAGGUUCAAGUAUCUGCGCAAGCGAAGCCUCUUGCCGAAGCUCCGUUAUAUGUUCACCCGGCGUUAACGGAGCCUCAAAAACUUGCAGCGUUGGAUGAAACAACCGCUAUAGUUGAAGUUAGGCCAAGGGGUUUAGAGCCUACAAAAGACAGGCCGCAGGUUGACUAUCACGCCCCAGUCCAGGCAACAAAAGGAGAACGGAAGGAGCUGCGACCAAUGAUUGCGGAAAGCGUAGAAUUCAAAAUACACCAACCAGACAAGCUAGCACUUCCCGAAGUCGUUGAGAAGUCAUCUCAAGACUCGGUUCCUCGAACGGCACAGAAACAGAUAAGUGAAGCGCCGAGUAUAUAUGACGCAGACGUAGAAGCGAAGAAACAGCAAACUGCAUUAAUGCUUUCCAUCGAAGCCCCAGGUGGAGUUAGAGCAAGCCUGUCUCAAACAGAACCUCCUGUAAAAGAAGUCCCUACGGUGGCAGCCGAAGAGCAGGUGGGAUUCUCUGCGCCGAAAGAGACGGAAGUGGCGAUCGGAGAAGCGCUUACAGAGCCAACUGCUCGACCAGCCGUCACAGGACCUGUCGAAGAACCAAAAGCCGAGGUUACUUCUGAGGCUGCCCCAUCCAUGCAGCGCGUACCUGGGGCACCGGCCGCGGUUACUACCGGCACUCUCGUACCGAGAAUCGAAACUGCGCUAGACGUUCAUGCUACACAGGGCGUCGACCUAACGCCCAUUAAAAGCGAGCACUGGCCAGUCGAGGCGAUGAUAGCGAGACCUCCCUUGGAGCCCGGGAGAGCACUGGCAGGAGCUGCUCAAGUUAAGGAAGAAGUCACUGCUGAAGACUAUGUGCAUACAACACCGCCUCCUGCAGCUGUCCUUCCGACAAAAGUCCCACAGGAAGAAGAGGGCGCCGAACUAUGUGAAGCACCUAAAGGAGUCGCCGUGACGCCCAUGAUUCCCGAAGCUGCACGGCUUCUAGAACCGGAUACUGCAACACAAGCGACAAAACAAGCGACAGAAGGCACACCAUUGUCACAUGCACCAGCCGAAACUGCAGUCGUUGAGGGGACCAAGCGUAAAUAUCUCGAGCAUACUGGGGCAAGGCUCGCUAUCGAGCACCUCACUCCGGAAGCCGGCACAAAGGAAGUGAAGCUAGCGACCGCCGGCGUUACGGCUGUCAAGGAAGAAAUAACGACACACCAAGUUGCGGAAAAAGCGGCGCAAGCUCUCGUAGAAGUCGAAAUGCCUGAUGCAUUAGUAGUGGCGACUGACAAAUGGUUGGAAUCUGUCGUUCCAGUUAGUGAAGAGCAAGUGAUUGAAAUCCCCGACGCUCUGUCUGAUGUCGCGCCCGCAAGUACAGGAACAGUCCAAUCGGUUACCCAUGAAACCAAGCUCGAAAAGUUCCAGCAAUCGACGACCGCUAAAACACCGGAAAAGGAACCUGCGCAACUACCCAAGCAACAGAUCACCGAAAUGCUCCAGAUUUCGACGGAAGAUCAACUAAGAAUGAAGCCAAGCCAGGACGCAACUGCAGUCACAGAAUCAAGAACAAUGUCACAGACCGAACGAGCACAGAGGCAGCAAACCUUACAAGCCUUCGAAGUACCCAGCAUAGAAGUAAGGUCAGCGGGAGACUUCAGCUCUGAAGGUACAGCAGUUCUUGUUGACGUCGAGGACGUGGACGAAGAGCACGAAUAUCAUGAGGAAGUGCGAGAAAAGCGCUCGACUUCCAUCGCAUCGAUGCUGAGAGAGUCGCCAGCAACUAUAAUGGCACAGUUAAACGUCGCUUCGUCAAAGCCAGAAUCGCCGGCCGAAAGAAAGGGCGAAGCAGUGCUGGAGCCCAGAUUUCACACCCCGCAUUCGGAAGAGGAACUUGACAAAACCAUGAUCGCAGGUGCCAUCACGGAUCUAUCUAUAGUACCAGAAGAAAUUACCAAAUCUCUUACAGAUUUCACAGAAUCAACCAACAUAGGACCGCUUCCAGCGUUACGUCAAGCCAGUGCCCCAGAUCUUCAAAGCUUCCAAGAAAAAGAGCCGGAAGCAACAGCACUCAAAGCGCUUGAUCAAAUCGGGGAAUUAUCUAUUGCUAAUGCGGUCGUUGAAAAACCACUUCCGACAAACCUUGCAGAAAAGCCGUCAACAAUCGAACACGUUGCAAAGAAAGUCUCAGAGUCACAUUCCGAUGACGCCAUUCUAACCUCCACGCCUUCCUCGUACGUCGAAACUACACCAUACAUGGCGGCUUAUCCGGUGGAACCGGCUCCAAUUGUAGUGCGACCAGAAGUGGCUGGUUUGCUGCAGGAACAUAUCGUUCUGAAAAAACUACCUCAGGUUGAGAUCCCGCAGUCUAUUAUAACGACGGCCGCUGGUCAAGAUGAGAAGGAAACCAAACCAGCAGUACUCGAAAGUACUGGUGAAAUCGUGGAAGUGCUCCCUGCAGAAAUCAUCCUUGCUGAGAAGGAACCUGCGCCAGCAGUCGAGCCAGCGCUAAUUGUAGAACGACCGGAAGUGACCGGUUUACAACAGGAAGACAUCGCCGCGAAAGUGCCUCCUGAAGUUGAGGCUCCAGUUUAUCUAACGACAGCUACUGCUGAAGCUGAGAAGGAACCUGCGCCAGCAGUCGAGCCAGCGCUAAUUGUAGAACGACCGGAAGUGGCCGGUGUGCUACAGGAAGACAUCGCCGCGAAAGUGCCUCCUGAAGUUGAGGCUCCAAUUUAUCUAACGACAGCUACUGCUGAAGCUGAGAAGGAACCUGCGCCAGCGGUGGAGUCAGCGCUAAUUGAAGAACGACUGGAAGUGACCGGUUUGCCACAGGAAGACAUCGCCGCGAAAGUGCCUCCUGAAGUUGAGGCUCCAGUUUAUCUAAGGACCGCUACUGCUGAAGCUGAGAAGGAACCUGCGCAAGCAGUCGAGCCAGCGCUAAUUGUAGAACGACCAGAAGUGGCCGGUGUGCUACAGGAAGACAUCGCCGCGAAAGUGCCUCCUGAAGUUGAGGCUCCAAUUUAUCUAACGACAGCUACUGCUGAAGCUGAGAAGGAACCUGCGCCAGCGGUGGAGCCAGCGCUAAUUGUAGAACGACCGGAAGUGACCCGUUUGCCACAGGAAGACAUCGCCGCGAAAGUGCCUCCUGAAGUUGAGGCUCCAGUUUAUCUAACGACAGCUACUGCUGAAGCUGAGAAAGAACAUGCGCCAGCAGUCGAGCCAGCGCUAAUUGUAGAACGACCAGAAGUGGCCGGUUUGCUACAGGAAGACAUCGCCGCGAAAGUGCCUCCUGAAGUUGAGGCUCCAAUUUAUCUAACGACAGCUACUGCUGAAGCUGAGAAGGAACCUACGCCAGCGGUGGAGCCAGCGCUAAUUGAAGAACGACUGGAAGUGACCGGUUUGCCACAGGAAGACAUCGCCGCGAAAGUGCCUCCUGAAGUUGAGGCUCCAGUUUAUCUAAGGACCGCUACUGCUGAAGCUGAGAAGGAACCUGCGCAAGCAGUCGAGCCAGCGCUAAUUGUAGAACGACCGGAAGUGACCCGUUUGCCACAGGAAGACAUCGCCGCGAAAGUGCCUCCUGAAGUUGAGGCUCCAGUUUAUCUAACGACAGCUACUGCUGAAGCUGAGAAAGAACAUGCGCCAGCAGUCGAGCCAGCGCUAAUUGUAGAACGACCGGAAGUGGCCGGUUUGCUACAGGAAUACAUCGCCGCGAAAGUGCCUUUUGAAGUUGAGGCUCCAGUUUAUCUAACGACAGCUACUGCUGAAGCUGAGAAGGAACCUGCGCCAGCAGUCGAGCCAGCGCUAAUUGUAGAACGACCAGAAGUGGCCGGUGUGCUACAGGAAGACAUCGCCGCGAAAGUGCCUCCUCAAGUUGAGGCUCCAAUUUAUCUAAGGACCGCUACUGCUGAAGCUGAGAAGGAACCUGCGCAAGCAGUCGAGCCAGCGCUAAUUGUAGAACGACCGGAAGUGACCGGUUUGCCACAGGAAGACAUCGCCGCGAAAGUGCCUCCUGAAGUUGAGGCUCCAGUUUAUCUAACGACAGCUACUGCUGAAGCUGAGAAAGAACAUGCGCCAGCAGUCGAGCCAGCGCUAAUUGUAGAACGACCGGAAGUGGCCGGUUUGCUGCAGGAAUACAUCGCCGCGAAAGUGCCUUUUGAAGUUGAGGCUCCAGUUUAUCUAACGACAGCUACUGCUGAAGCUGAGAAGGAACCUGCGCCAGCAGUCGAGCCAGCGCUAGUUGUAGAACGACCGGAAGUGGCCGGUGUGCUACAGGAAGACAUCGCCGCGAAAGUGCCUCCUGAAGUUGAGGCUCCAAUUUCUCUAACGACAGCUACUGCUGAAGCUGAGAAGGAACCUGCGCCAGCAGUCGAGCCAGCGCUAAUUGUAGAACGACCAGAAGUGGCCGGUUUGCUACAGGAAGACAUCGCCGCGAAAGUGCCUCCUCAAGUUGAGGCUCCAGUUUAUCUAACGACAGCUACUGCUGAAGCUGAGAAAGAACAUGCGCCAGCAGUCGAGCCAGCGCUAAUUGUAGAACGACCGGAAGUGACCGGUUUACCACAGGAAGACAUCGCCGCGAAAGUGCCUCCUGAAGUUGAGGCUCCAGUUUAUCUAACGACAGCUACUGCUGAAGCUGAGAAGGAACCUGCGCCAUCAGUGGAGCAAGCGCUAAUUGUAGAGCGACCGGAAGUGGCCGCUUUGCUACAGGAAGACAUCGCCGCAAGAGCAUCUGCUGAAGUUAAGGUCCCGCUGUAUCCAUCAACAGCUACUGCUGAAGCUGACAAGGAACCUACGCCAGCAGUCGAGCCAGCUCUAAUUGUAGAGCUACCGGAAGUGGCCGGUUUGCUAAAGGAAGACAUCGCCGCGAAAGCGCUUGCAGAAGCUGAGGCUCCGAUGUACCUAACAACAGCUACUGCUGAAGCUGACAAGGAACCUGAACAAGCAGUGGAGCCAGCGCUAAUUAUAAAGCGACCGGAAGUAGUCGGUUUGCUUCAGAAAGACGUCGCGAAAGCGCCUCCUCUGGUAAAGGUCCCUAUACUUAUGAGGACGGCCACUAGUGAAGGUGAGAGCAAACACGAACCGGCAGUGGAGCCAGCUGCCAUUGUAGGGCGACCAGAAGUGGCGGGCUUGCUUCAGGAAGACAUCGUUGCAAAAGCGCCUCCUCUAGUCCCGGCGUCUGUAAUGACGGCCACUGGUGAAACUGAGAGAAAACACGAACCAGCAGUACCCAAAACAUCUGGUGAAACCAAUGAGGUACUCAUUUCUGAAACGAUCUUGGAGGAACCACUACAGGCGAACGUUCCUGAAAAGCCUCCAGCGAUCGAACACCUAGGAGUGGAAAAUUUAGAACCCCCUUCCGAAGGCGUAAUUGCGCCCACUGCCCCGUCCUCGUACGCCGAGACAACACCUUACGUAGCGGCGUGUCCACUGGAGCCAGCUCCAAUUGUAGCCCGACAAGAAAUGGUUGGACAGUUGCAAGAAAUCCCGGUCUUAAGCAUUGUCGCAGCAGCGGGAGCAGAAGUUCCUGUAGAAGUUGCUACAGAACUGACUAAGAUGAAACCGCUAGCGUUGGACAUUCUAAAACCUCAACAACCUGUCGAAGCACCUCACGCUGCUACACUUGUCGAAGAGUCACUGCCGUCCGAAGUUGCUACGGACUCGCGGUUAGCUAUUGAACAAAGGCUUGCCGAAGAGACUUAUGCUGAGACGGCACCGUUUGUGCGACAGUAUGCCGAAGAAGGCACACUGCCGGUUGUUACUUCUGUAGAUGCUAUGCGACGAGAAUCUUUGACGCGGCAGCUUUCCGAAACAGCUGUUGCGGUUGUUCCUCAAAAAUAUCCUUACUCAGAACUUAUGCCUAGUUUAGAAGCGCACCCAAAAGAGACCCCGUUGGAAAUUAUUUCUCAGCAGUCUCCAGCGCCGUCAGAUGUCUUGCCUGAAAAGCACGAAGUCGUGCCUUUACUUCAAGUCCUGCCAAGAUCGCCGCCUGAUGACGCUGCGCCUGCGACAUUUGCUCCUACAGCGCCUACAGAAAUACUUCCAAUUGAAGCCGAUAUGCUGUGCGCGCGAGACGUCCUCGAUGAAGAACACCUUUGGGGAGUGGUGCAAGAACCAGUGUCGCUAUUGGAGAAGCCCGUAGAAGCAGCUUCGACAUUUUCACAAGUAGGCGCUACUUAUUUAGUUAAAGAAGACCAUGCUGGCGCUACUGCUGAAGUACCACCAGGAAAACCAACGCAAGCUCAGCCUUCUACGGAGAGAGCCCACAAAAUUUCCGAGGGCGAAGUGCUGGUCCUAGGUGAAGUGCCGACUGCGGCUACUCCAGACGUUCUUAGAGCGCCCUGCGCAACAGUUGAGCCUUAUGCAGUUCAGGACCAGGCAGAAGUACAAAUUUAUACCCCUCAAGAGCAGCACACACCGUAUUCAAAGGCUACCACCGCAGCAGUACCUCAAGAAAUUACGAAAGAAACCGCCUCUCUACUCGAACAGACUAUGACUGUCCUGGAACCACUUCCUGAAACUAUUCCACAACCUCCAAAAGCCCCAACGCCAGGUGAAACGCGAGCACAAACUGUUGAAGCAGCUCCCGAAAUUCUGCCCGUUUCAGUGCCUGGAAUACCGGUGGUGCAGGCGCUCACAGAAAUUACUCGUGCAGGAGACGCACAACUGGCGAUUCCCAAGAUCGAGGAAGCUCCAGGCACCAGUGUAGAUCUCCCUUCUGUGGAAACCAUGUCUCUCGUGGAAUUGCACCGACGGGAGCCGGUGGUUCUCGCGGAAGAGCAGGAAUUACGAGAAAAAUCGGUGUCGGCAAGGGCCGAAGAGCCACCCGAAAGGCUUCCGCAAGGGAUCACCACUGUCCCGGCUUUGGAGCCUCAUGCUGGACUCGCGUCACAGCUUUCUCAAGUGGAGCCAACGUCUUUAGCUAUUGCGGGGGCAAAAGAUUCACUAGCCCUUAUGGAACUAGCCGCACCGCACACAGAGCCCUCUGCUGCAAAACCGGAACUGACUGAACAGCCUCAAGAAGCAUUUGUAAAGGAAGAACAAUUGACCUAUUUCCCUUCUACUAAACCCACAACCAGAGCAGCCUCGCUCGAUAUAGCAGAAGCAGCGCUGCAGUCGGCAGUAAAGGUAGUAGAAGAAAAGGUUCGAGAAGCGGCUGAAGCGGCUGAACGCGAGGCAAAGAAAGUCGAGGAGGAAGAAGAAGCAGCGUCAGUUACAGCCGCGCCCGCGCUGCCGAUUGAAGUUGUCAAAUCCGUCAGUGCAACCCCCGGAACUGUACCAACCCAGCCCGUCGGUGACCUAGUGGCCGCAAUUUCUGGUGCAAUCGACGACAUGCGAGCCGAGGCUCCCGGAGUUAGCGAGUCUGAACUGGCCAUAGCCGAAGCACUCAGGGCAUCGAGAGAAGAAGCUCGCGUGCAAGGAAUCGUCGCCGAAGCGGUUCCACCCCAACUCGAGCAACAGGAAGCGGAAUUCGUCUCACUCGAGAGCCUGGCUCGACCGCUCAUCUCCGAACGCGAAAUGGACCAGGCCCAAGUAUCAGGUACCGUCCUUCCGCCGUCGGAGACCAAGACGUACGCCGAGUUCCAGAAGUCACUGAAGGCGUCCUCAGCUACGACUGUGCCGAGCACGGGCACCGUGGCCUUAAGACGCUUGACGGCAGAGUACCCGUUCGCUGUGCCUGACGCCGAACUGUCAAAAGUGCACGCGGAUAGCGGCGAAAGCGCGACUGUGAUCGAACCGGCAUUGCAGCGGCCGCUCGCGGAGAAAGAAGAGGAAGAGAUCCGGGAGCUGGCCGUGGCCGCCGUCAUGGUGGCCGCCGCGUCUGCAGCCGUGAACGCGCAGCAGCAGCGCGAGAUGUCUGCGCUUCGAGAGCCUUCGGUGACAGGUUCAAUGAUAAGCGCCACCUCCGAAGUCCCGAUCGCUUCUACCGUCGCGCGCGAGAUCCGGCAGAAGCUCGCCGGCGAGCUCGAGGUGUUGCCGAGCGCAUCACGCACCGCGCUCGUCGACGUGCUCGCCGCCGGGCCGCCGCAGGAACCCGAUUUUCCCAACGCCAUCGUGGGGCCCCCUAGCACGAUUUCGACCAGCUGGAGCACGGAGGACGCCGGCAGGCUUCGGCGGCACUCGAGCCGAGACCGGUCGGAGGAGUUCCGAGUGCCGGAGACGCUGGUGCCCGCGCUGGACGAUGAAAUUCACGUGCCGCGACCGACUUCCUUCAACGUUCCCGUCAUCAACAUCCAAUACAACUUCCAUUUCCCGCGCCCUGACUCCCCCGGAGCCCCGGGUCGACAGUCACCGCCAAGCCCAGAGCAAGCCAUGGCCGCCCAGGUGCUCCAAGGAGCGCUGGCCCAGCAGGGAAUGGCGGGGCACAUUCCGGGCCACCACGUUCUCUCGCCCGAGCAGCAAGCUCUCCGGGAGAUGACCGAACGGCUAAACCGAGUCGCGCUCCACGGGUCGGAGCCCUACACCGGACGCCAAAGCCCCGGCAAGGGAACCAUGUUCCGGCCGCUGCCCAGAAAGCCCGUGCCUCCCGUGCCACCGCUCAUGCCUCCGGGCGACGAGAUGUCGGCGGAGGAACGCAAGAGGUUGUGCGGCUUUCGCUUCAUCGUGUGUUUGCUGGCGUUCCUCAUGAUAGUCUUCGUCCUGCUCUACUGCCUCGGUCUCAUAGGAAACAAGCGGUACUUUAUGUAUUAUAGCUGAAGAAACGCCGCCGUAAGAUUCUGGGACGUACAGCGAGUUUCCCCUCGACGGCGACAUGCCGUGAGACGAAGCGCCAAGCUUCGGCGAAACGCCACUUACUGAAGAGUGUGGCAGGUGUUGGACGAGCACCCAUGAAACGCCUCGGAAACGAAGCUCCCUCAACUUCGUUAUCACGCCUGUCCAGCAGCGUGCUCCAGCUCCACCCAGAAGACGCAAAGGAAAUUCGCCAGCAUCUAUAGCCACGGCGAAACGCGGAUGCUCCAAGGCUGGCGCAGAAUCCAAGCUGCAGAAGACCCGGCCUCUAAUCAUUACAGCCGUGCAUCGGUGAACAGCCAUCACGCCGACAGCAAUAAAGUUUCGACGUAAUAAACUGUCACUCUCAAGUCUCGUUACAUCAGCGUUCUCCGUGUGUGUGUGUGCUAGUCUCCAAAAAUGCACGUUACUUGACGAAUUCGUUAAAGCUUCUACACUCCUUGUUCCCUCUAAAAGCUUUCCACGAGGCUGU
Dermacentor andersoni is the source of this 16098-nucleotide messenger RNA. RefSeq lists its product as uncharacterized. NCBI's taxonomy places the organism in Eukaryota, Metazoa, Arthropoda, Arachnida, Ixodida, Ixodidae. The record is from RefSeq and is a predicted model, not a curated record.